GCUGAGGAGAGGCAGGGUUCCCGCGCUCCUGGCCCGAGCUCCCUGAAAUUGCCAGGACUGAGUGGGUCGGAAGCUUCAGACGAAGGAGAACGGUCGGAGGGUGUUGGCCGCGGCCUCUUCAGAGCUCCGCGGGCAGGAGCGACCCCCAACCACUGCCCUGCAGCCCGGACAACAGAGCAAGACCCUGUCGCAAAAAAAGAAAGUAAGUAGGUACAUCUCUAUGAAUAACUUAAACAAUCCUCCAAACUGGAAUAUCCGACCUAAUUCCAGGGCUGAUGGCAGUGAUGGAAGCAGGUGGAAUUAUGCCCUCUUGGUUCCAAUGCUGGGAUUGGCAGCUUUUCGUUGGAUUUGGUCUAGGGAGUCCCAGAAAGAAGUACAAAGAGAGAGAGAAGCAUACCGUCAGCGAACUACUGCUUUCCAACAGGAUCUUGAAGCCAAGUACCAUGCUGUGAUCUCAGAAAAUCGGCGUGCUGUUGCUCACUUGUCUUUGGAACUUGAAAAGGAGAAAAAUAGAGCAGCCAGUUAUCGAGAAGCCCUUAUCUCUCAGGGGCGCAAGUUAGUAGAAGAAAAGAGGCUUCUGGAACAAGAGCGGGCCCAAGUGAUACAGGAGAAAAAACAGUUGCAGCCUUUGAGAGCUGAAUAUCUGAGCUACCUAGAGAAGGAAGAUGACUGGCAAAGAAGAGCCAGGCUGUUGCUGAAAGAGUUUGAAGACGCUCUCACAGAAAGACAGAAUAUCUACUGCAGUCUGCUGCUUCCUCGCAAGAAGAGAUUAGAAUUAGAGAAGAACUUACUGGUACGAGCAGCCAUUGACCCAGUUGCUACUGACCUAGAGAUGGUAGCUGGUUUAACUGACAUAUUUAAGCAUGAUAAAUAUUGUGGUGAUGUCUGGAAUACCAACAAACGCCAAAAUGGGAAACUCAUGUGGCUGUAUCUCAAAUAUUGGGAACUAAUUGUUGAAAUGAAAAAGUUUAAGGUAGUAGAGAAAGCCAUACUAGAAAAGUAAGACGAGAAUGAGAUAAAAAUUUUAAUGACUGAAGCCCAGCUGUUACUGUGCAUGCUGGGUAUCCAACAUUUGUUUAGUGCUGCUGUCAUUGUGACCUCGCGUUGCCAUCAGUGGUGACCACUCCUCCACCCCCUGUGAGCAGAAGCACAACAGAGCCUUGAAGACAGAAGGUUUGUUCCUCAAGCCUCUGUAGCUGUUACAGUUUCUCCGAAGCAUUUAUUAAGCUGCCAGUGUUUUAUUAACCAGUGCAGUAUAAUCUCAUAUUUUAGAUCUAGGGUAAAAAUGGGUUUUUUAAAAAGUCAAGUGCAAGGCUGAGUGCAGUGGCUCACACCUGUAAUCCCAGCACUCAGGGAGGCCUGGGUGGGAGAGUUGCUUAAGGUCAGGAGUGUGAGACUGAGACUGAGCAAGAGUGAGACCCUGUGUCUACUAAAAAUAGAAAAACUAGUUGGGCAUUGUGACAGGCACCUAUAUAUAGUUCCAGCUACUCCAGAGGCUGAGGCAAGAGGAUGGCUUGAACUAUGAUGAUGCCACUGCACAGUAGCCAGGGUGACAGUAAGACUCUUGUCUCAAAAAAAGAAGGUCGUCUCAGUGCUUGUAGCUCAGCGGCUAGGGUACCAGCCACAUACACUGGAGCUGGCGGGUUCAAACCCAGCCUGGGCCUGCCAAACAAUGACAACUACAACAACAACAACAAUCUAGGCGUUGUGCUGGACCUUGGGAGGCUGAGGCAAGAGAAUCACAUAAGCCCAAGAGUUGGAAGUUGCUGUGAGCUGUGAUGCCAUGGAUUCUACUAAGGGUGGCAUAGUGAGACUCAAAAAAAAGGUCAUAUACAGUAUUGAUCUUUACCAUAAGUAAUUUGCUAUCUGUUUUUAUCACUCCAUAAAUUCGGUUUUCUCCUAUUUUUCUCUCUCAGAUUACAUAUAGAAGUUGUUAGGUAAUGUGUAGAACUGCCUAACAGGUGAUAAUAGAAAAUAGUAAUACUAUAUUAUCAAGGAUUCAUAUUUUAAAAAUUUCUCAUUCCACCAGGGUGGGCGGAGGGAAAACGCCACAUGUUUCUUGUAUCCAGUUGAUACCCUAGUGUGUAUUUGGAAUUUGUCCAUGUCUACAUUCAGUAAGCAGAUAAUUAUUUAUUAGUAAUGAUACAUAAUCAGAAGUACUUACGAUUUAUAAGUAAUUAUGCCAUAUUCUGUGUAACUCUUUGCUCUUGACAGAAUGUUUUUACAUACAUUAUCUCAAUUUUCACCACAACCUAAAAGGUAGACAGGCACUUAACUAUAGACUCCUUUUUACACAUAACUAAUAAGAAUCACACCUUUAUACGUGUACUAUACACACUCUUAGAAUCCUUAUUCUAGUCCUAUGAAGUAAGUCUUAUUAUUUGCGUGAGGUGAUCUGAAAGACCACCCUCCAGUUCCCUGACCCACUGGGGGAUCUCACAGGCCUAGAGUUAUACUCACAGCUAAGAUUUAUUAUAUGAAAGGACACAGCAAAAUCACCAAAGGGAGAAGGUGCAAGGGAUGAAUUCAGAGGAAACCAGGUGCAAGCAUUCCAAAGUUCUGCCCAGUGGAGUCACAAGGGACAUGCUUAACUCUUAGAACAGGCUGUGACAACACUAUGGAAUGCCCAACAGGGACACUCACUAGAGACUCAGCACUAAGGGCUUUUAUUGGGGGCUGGUCGAGUAGUGCCAUCUGCAUGGUAUGUACCAAAAUUUCAGACUCCCAGAAGGAAAUAGGGGUUUGGUAUAAUCAAUAGUGUUGGCACAGUUCAGGCACAGUGAGCCACUCUUACAAGUUAACAGAGCUGAGAGCUCCACCAAGAUUCAAGCUCCCAGAUGCCAGUAAAGGACCAGUGUUGUUUUUUUGUUUUUUUUUAAUUGAGAUGGACUCACUUUUUUGCCCUCUGUAGAGUACUGUUAUGUCAUAGCUCACAGCAACCACAAAGAUUCUUUUGUUCAACCUCCCUAGUAGCUGGGACUACAGGCCCCUGCCACAAUGCCUGGCUGUGUGUGUGUGUGUGUGUGUUUAGCAGGCCUUGGGCCAGGUUUCAAACCCACCAGCCCUGGUGCAUGUGGCUGGCACCCUAACCACUGACCUAUGGGCACCCAGCCAAGGACCAGUGUUAAUAAGCUUCAGUCCUGCUGUGUGAACUCUUCACACAUCUCAUUUUACAGAUGAAUUAACCUGCCUGCAGUAACAUGGAUAGCAAGGUUGGAGCAGGCCCUCAGGCACUCUGGUAAAUAUGCAAGUUAGUGGCCAAGCAGGGGUGGAGCAAGGUGUCCGCUUGCUUUCAAAUGCCAUACUCUUCUACCCUGCCUCUAUCUUGCUGUACAGAAAUAAAUUUAUUAUGCAUUUAAUCUUCUAGAAAUCUUAAGUGUAGAAAGCUGUGAUGUGUUUCCUCCUCUAGAGUUACUGCAUUGAGUACAUACUACACACAGCCAUAUGUAAUUUAUAUUUACAUUUUAUUUUAAAUCCUCAGGACCAUCUUAGGGAUGAGGAAGCAGGCUUGGAGAGCUAUGGGAAGUUGCUAAAGUGGACAUAGGCCCUUAAUCUCUGAGCUCUCUUGCUCUUAGUCCCUUGCCCUACUCAGGACAGUUGAUGCUUUCUUCAGUGGCUACUUGUAAUAUCUUUAUGCUAUGUUGCCAUCACUUUAAGAAAACAUUUUUAGGUAAUUCUGGUCUAAAAAGCUUUCUCUAGGUAUUUGUAUUUCCUCAUGCUUUACACCCUUGCCUAAAAGAGUGGUGUAGAUUCUGGUUCUUUUUACUCUAUUGAUUUGCUGUGUGUCCCUGGAUAAACCACUCAUUUGUCUUUAAAUGAAAAAAAUGUGAUCAGUUAUUCUGCAGAUGAAUUUCAAGAUGAUUAUUCAGGGUGAAUUUUAAAUCUUUAUCAUGUUUUCUGAUGUUCAACAUGUUCUCAGCCUGGCUUCCUUCAACAUUGAGAUAACAUUGUUAUCAUCGAUUGGCUUCCUUCAACAUUGAACAUAUUGUUCACAUCGAUUUAGAUACUGGCUCAGUACUGCAAAAUCAGGGAUAUAAACUUUUCAUCCAAGUAGCAUUAGGACAUGUUUGUAUUCGCAUGGCUUAGCUGCCUUCCAUUGGCAAGUUUGAAUAUUAAUAUAAUGCUAUCCUUAAAAUUGAUUUUGUUAGGUUUGAAAUAUCUACAAAAUGUGUGGCCAUUUGAGGACUUUGCACAUAUACUAAAAGUUAACUGGAAAAAGUGAGAUUAUAGUGGAACAUCACUCAACCAAAUUUAAAAGUGUUUUAAAUUUGCAAAAACAAAUAGGAACCCAAGUGCUGUGUGAUAAUGUAUGUAGAAUUUAUAGUAACUGAAGCAUCAUUUGUCCUGGCUGUUUUCUUGGAGGUCACAGUAACUAUAAAAUUGAAGCCAGAAAGGCAGGAAGAACCCUCCAUAUAAGGGGUCUGAGAGACCCUAGGUGGGGAUAAAACCAGAUUAGGGGGAAAGUCAUCCCCAACAGCUAUUGAGAGGGGCUGCAGUGAGGAAAAGAAACGACGAAUUGCAUCUUUUCUUUCUGAUUGGUUUGGAGACAUCAAAUUAUUGUGUACGAGGUUGCAGUGACUUAAAAAGGAUGGGCUUUGGGGGAUGGGUGUUUAUAUUUUUCAUUCUAAUGUUGCUUACUUGAGACUGCUGUACUUUGGGUUAAAGAAGACAUAGCAGUUGGCCUAGAUACAGCAGUUGGCACACAAGAUGAGAAGCAGGCAGCAUUUCUGUACCGUAAUUAGCUCCUUUGUAGGUGUGCUUUUUUCUCCUUUGUGAAAGCUCAUAAAGAUACAUUAUUAUUAUAUGCAUUUCAUAUGUGUAUAUAUGUGUGCAAACUGGACGAUACACGUCUGCAAAUCUUGAACCAGUGAUGGGAUGUUUUGACACGGAAAAUGACUUCACCAGAGAAACUGUGUGUUCUUUCAAACAAGCUAUGUGCAAUUAAAAUGUGUAACUCAUGA
This is a messenger RNA of Nycticebus coucang (slow loris), 4961 nucleotides long. RefSeq names its product coiled-coil domain containing 127 (gene CCDC127). NCBI's taxonomy places the organism in Eukaryota, Metazoa, Chordata, Mammalia, Primates, Lorisidae. The record is from RefSeq and is a predicted model, not a curated record. The transcript is spliced from 4 exons. The coding region runs from base 221 to 1003 and encodes 260 amino acids.